Aspergillus steynii IBT 23096 is the source of this 963-nucleotide messenger RNA. RefSeq names its product HAD-like protein. The record is from RefSeq and is a predicted model, not a curated record. The transcript is spliced from 2 exons. Bases 100 to 834 code for a protein of 244 amino acids. NCBI's taxonomy places the organism in Eukaryota, Fungi, Ascomycota, Eurotiomycetes, Eurotiales, Aspergillaceae.
CCUCACUUCCAUCCACCAACUCCUAUCUACUCCCCAUCGCAAGCACCUAUCCAAACGAAUCCCAAAAUCUCACCAGAUCUACCCACCAGGAAACACAAAAUGCCCAAGCACAUCGUCUUCGACGUCGUCGGCACCCUAAUCACCUACCCAUCCCUCAUCUCAACCCUGACCAACCGCCUGGGCCCCCAACUCCUCGCCCAAAACAUAACCCCCAGCCACCUGAUCGCAACAUGGUUCGAAGUCGCCGAGCGCGAAUACGCAUACCUCAGCAUCAGCAACGCCUACCUCCCCUUCGACACCUGCUUCGAGAACCUCUUCUACCGCACCCUCUUCAUCGCAGGGAUCCGGGAUCCGAAGGCGUUCGCGUCGCGAGAGGAUCUCGAUGCCGUGUUGCAGGCGUAUAAGAGUCUGACGGCGCGUGAGGGCGCGGCGGAAUGUGUCAGAUUGCUUACAGAGGCAGGGUUUACGGUCUGGGGACUCACGGCGGGGAGUAAGGUUAGGGUGAGUGGGUAUUUGGAUGCUGGGGAGGUGGGCAUUCCCGAGGGGAGGUUGUUGAGUUGUGACGAGGGGGGUGUGGGGAAGCCGGAUUUGAGGGCUUAUCGGCCGUUGUGGGAGAGGUUGACGACGGAUGAACGAGGAGAGGACGAAGGGGUGUGGUUUGCAGCCGCGCAUGCGUGGGAUGUUUCGGCUGCGAGGAGGGUUGGGUUCAAGGCGGCGUAUUGUACGGCGUUGGAGGGAGAGCCCAUUCCUGAGUUGUUUGGCGAGAUGGAUGUGGUUGGGGAGUCGCUGGUGGAGAUGGCGAAGGGUAUUAUUACGGCACAGGGAGGUAGAUGAGCUGGUGGAUAUAGGACCUGAACUUCAACCCAGGCACAAAGAUGUGUCCCCUGAUGGAUCAGGCCAACUCCAUAUCCAGGGUUGAAUAGCGACAAAAAGCUUAAACUAUGACGACAGACAUACGGAUUG